CAAAGCGACGCCAUUUACUGCCUUAUUAGCGUAACUUUAUUCAAAGUUCAAACGUAUUUUUCUCUUAUAUAAUUGCCGUCUUUAUAAUCGAGACAAUUCUUAAUCAAUCAUAAUAAUUGGUAAAUUACAAGGAUCGCCGAUAAUUGCUGUAAUAAUAUAACCUGUACUAUUGUUACGGAUGAUCACUGAUAAUCUACUACAGAACAGGUUUUCUUCAGUAUCCUGUAAAUUUUCCUCAGUAACAUAUUCUAGAUAACCUGUUUUGUUAUAAAUGAUCACUGGUAAUGUGUAAAGGAACGUGUUUUCUAUGUAUCGAGUUAACUUUCCUCAAUAACAUACUCUAGAUUCUCCCUCAGAAGAACCUUCCUUCCUUCGUCAGUUUUGAUUAGCAUCAGGAUUUUAGGAAAUGCAUGUUGUUUAAUGGUACUACAUGGAACAUUACCAAUAGCAACUCUCAAGUGUAUGAAACAACAGUGAAUUAUUGUCUGCGUAUUUAACAAAUUUAAACAACAAGUAAAAGUUGUUUUGAAUAUUAGAUUCAUACAUCAGCAGUGACAUCUGGUUGUAGUCCUUCAAGAUAAUUUACUUAAUUUUUAACAGAUUUACUCAGUAAUUAUUUGUAAACAAUUCUAUGUUAAGAGUUGUGAAUUGAACACAUUGUCAUUACAGAACAGGACAGGACAUAAGGCUAAAAUGAAUCCAGGACAUUCUUUAGAAUUUCCUUUGAAAAGUGAAACUGAAGGUGCAUUAUCACUACCUUCCAUAAAUCAAGAAAACAGCAACUUGGCUGCCUUUAGUGGAACCAGUGAUGAAGACUUUUUGUCUCUGGAUCUAUUGAUGGACAUCAAAAUAGAACCAGAGGAAUUCUGUGAGUCUAAUGCAGAUGAUGAAUAUUCAUAUGAAAUGCAUUCAACAGUGAAUGAAAAACAUCCACAAACUUGCAAAAAGGAAGUAAAACAAGAAAGAAGGAAUAGGGACAAUGGAGAGAAGCUUUUCAGAUCCACUGACUGUGAAAAAGCAUUUUACAAGAAAAUUAAUCUUACAAAUGAUAUCACAAAUCCUACCAGAGAGAAAUUCAUAUGCAAUGACUGUGGGAAAGCAUUUUCCUUGAAACAUAAUCUUAUAGCUCAUAUGAGAAUCCAUACGGGAGAGAAUCUAUUCAUAUGCAACGAAUGUGGGAAAGCAUUUUCCCAGAAAUCACAUCUUACAGAUCAUACGAGAAUCCAUAAUGGAGAAAAGCCAUUCAUGUGUAAAGAAUGUGGAAACGUAUUUUCCUUGAAACGUAAUCUUAUAGCUCAUAUGAAAAUCCAUACUGGAGAGAAGCCAUUUAUGUGCAAAGAAUGUGGAAAAGCAUUUUCCUGCAAAACACAUCUUACACUUCAUAUGAGAUUUCAUACUGGAAAGAAGCCAUAUAUGUGCAACGAAUGUGGGAAAGCAUUUCCCCAGAAAUCAAAUCUUGCAGUUCAUAUGAGAUUGCAUACUGGAGAGAAGCCAUAUAUGUGCAAGGAAUGUGGGAAAGCAUUUUCCCACAAACCAAGACUUACACAUCAUUUGAGGUUGCAUACUGGAGAGGAAAAAGAAACAACAUGAUAAAAUAAACCAGUUAAGGCAGAGAUCUCUCAAAUGACCAACUAUAUGAGAGAUCGAAAUCACUCACAAAAUCUCAAGAAAAUAAGGAAAAUAAAGAAAAAAUACAGAAUAGGGGAUGAACAAAUGAGUGAAAACUGGCAGAACACCAAGCCAAUAUAAAGGCCCUAGCUUCACAAAUAGGAAAUGAAAAACAGAAGAUAAAAGUAAAACAAAUAAAUAGGCAGUUUGGUGAAAAUCCUAAGAUUGUGUAUAGGAAGAUGACGAAAGAAACAGUGGAGGUAUGAACACCACCGAGCAAGGAAGACCUAGUGAGAUUUUGGAAGCCACUGUUUGAAGACCUUAGACAACACCAAGAGAAUUCAUGGAUUGACACCAUUAGGCAGAAGAACAGCCAGAAACAGCAAAUGCCACCAAUAAGGUUCACCAUCGAAAAAGUAACAAAGAAAAUAAAAGAAUAUAAUAAUUUCAAGAUAACAGGAUAGACGAGAUCCAAGACUGAGCUCCCUAAAAGCUCUUGAGACUGAGCUCCCUAACAAACAUAGGCCCAUCUGCUACCUUCCAACAACCUACAAAUGGCUCACAUGAGUCAGAGCAGACGAGAUUUGUGAGCACCUAGAUCAAGGCAAAUAUAUGGAAAAAGAACAAAAGGGAUGUACAAGAAACAAACUUAGCAAUAAAGGUCAACUGCUAAUAGACACCGUGCCGUGCACCUGGAUAUUCAAAUGUAUGGAAUUAUACAACAUCAAUGAGGAAAUAAGAUCUUUCUUGGCAGCACAGAUGAGUAAGUGGAAGACCACUCUGUCUAAAACACUCUGAGGGCCAGAUAGUAAUUCCAGACAUAAAGAUCCAAAGAGGAAUAUUUCAGGGUGACAGCCUCUCACCACUUCUAUUCUGCUUGACCAUAGAUCCGCUUAGGAAAAUCUUGAACAACAUUAACACUGGCUAUGACUUAAGCAAAAGCAGAAGCACAAAAGAGAAUAAAAGAGUGAAUCACCCACCUGCUCUUCAUGGAUGACCUGAAGUUGUUUGCAGACUCAGAAUAAAAAUUGGAAGAACAAGUUAGGACAGUCCACCAAUUCUCAAAUGACACCUGCAUGGAAUUUGGGUUGGACAAGUGUGCCAAGAAUACAAUAAAGAGAGGGAAGAGAGUAACAUCAGAAGGUAUAAAGGUAGAGGAAGGCAUAUUUGUUGAAGACCAGGCAGAGGAGUACUUGGGAAUAGAAGAAAACACUGGUAUAGAACACAAAAAAGUGAGAGAAAAGGUAAAGAAAGAAUACAACAGCCACUUGAAGAAUUAACAAUAAAGAACAAGAUCACUGCCAUAAACCAGCUGGCGAUACCAUUGGUGACAUAUGGUUUUGGCAUUGUAGACUGGCCACAAAGUGAGUUA
Molecule: messenger RNA, 2980 nt
Organism: Macrobrachium nipponense
Lineage: Eukaryota; Metazoa; Arthropoda; Malacostraca; Decapoda; Palaemonidae
Product: gastrula zinc finger protein XlCGF7.1-like
Exons: 4
Coding region: 694-1590 (298 amino acids)
Source: RefSeq, a predicted model, not a curated record